GUCUUUCCCGGAUCGGCCACGCCUCGUUCAACCCGAGGCGCAGGUGUAUCGACCGGAUGGCAUCCCGGUUGAGGUUUUGACAUCCAGCAUGGACUGGGUCUCGGGCUUGGCAUGGCACAACAAGGACGGUACCUUCAAAGUGAGGUUCGAAGACGGUGAGGAGCAGAGGGCCGUCCGCCGGCGGAGCCUACGUGGGCCGGGAAUCGGCCUACUCAUCGAGAACGGACCCCGCUUCGUGGCUUCGUGCGCCACACUUCCAAGCUACUCCAGGGGCCGCUGCAUCAUCGGGGAUCGCUCCCAGAUGCAGGACAACUCGUUUUACAACAGUGGUGUCGGCAGCGUCGAAUGGGUGAUGAAAAGAUGGUACCCCAAUGCAGUCAGGAUCGC
Molecule: messenger RNA, 387 nt
Organism: Symbiodinium sp. CCMP2456
Lineage: Eukaryota; Dinophyceae; Suessiales; Symbiodiniaceae
Source: the annotation of a GenBank genome assembly